This is a messenger RNA of Anoplopoma fimbria (sablefish), 3704 nucleotides long. RefSeq names its product EMILIN-3 (gene emilin3b). Bases 395 to 2863 code for a protein of 822 amino acids. Gene Ontology annotation, molecular function: protein binding. Lineage: Eukaryota; Metazoa; Chordata; Actinopteri; Perciformes; Anoplopomatidae. The transcript has 6 exons. The record is from RefSeq and is a predicted model, not a curated record. Gene Ontology annotation, cellular component: extracellular matrix.
CUCAUGCAGAGAGUGCAGAGAACUUAGAGGCUCAGGUCCUGCAUGUAUAACUCUCUCCUCUCUCUCUCGCUCUCUCUCUUUUUACCCCCCUCCUCCAGCACACCUUUGUGUUGUUUUCCUCCCCUCCCCUCCCUCUUCCUCUCCCCUCCCUCUUCAACCUCACUGGUUAUUUCCCCACUACACUCCGUCCGACGUCCUCAGACCGUGGUGAGAUGCUGCUGAUGAUGAUGCUCCAGCUGUUUGGCCUCCAUGUCUCCUCCGGGGCCCGCUGAGGAGGGAACUUUAACUCUGACAGUCUGAGGAAACUAACUUUUUUUUUUUUCUUUUUUUCUCUCUCCUCGGUAGCCAGUUUGCAAUUUUCAAGGAAUUAAUUUAAAGACUUUGAGGAGAAACAAUGAGGACCAAGUUGUGUCAUCUGGCUGCACAGCUGCUGCUCUCAGGAGUGCUGCUGCUGUCUUCUGUGGUGGACGGCAAAGGAACUUUCUACGGGGGCCACGUCAAUCCCUUCUAUGGGAACAGAUACAACCUGUACAAGGCUGGACUCAACCCCCACCAUUCACCAAACAAGCCCAUGACCCGUCACAAAAACCACUGCGCCUUCGUGGUCCAGAAGAACAUCACCUGCACCAUGCAGGAUGGAGUGGCCACCUACGUGAAGGCCGAGUACACCACCAAGUGCAUCUGGGGUCAGAAGUGUCCCGUUGUCAUGUACAGGACAUUCUACAAGCCAAAGUACAAGGUGGGCUUUAAGUCGGUGACGGAGCUGGAGUGGAGGUGUUGCCCCGGUUACUCCGGAGAGAACUGCUACGAUGGACCCACGUCGCUGCCCGACGUCAUGAUGCCACCUUUCAAGGGCGGGGAUUUACCCCAUCGCCCCGGGGUGAAGGGCUUCCCCCACGGACCCCGACCGCCCGUGGACCAUAGGCCCGGAGGGGGCCAGCUGGAGCCCGGCAGACCUCUACCCGGAUCACCGGACCACAGAACGAUCCCCACCGGACAUCUGCCUGCUGGGAACGGAAAACCAAACUACGGGAACAGAUUCGGGGUUUCUGGAGUGACUGGUGAGCGUAUGGACCGCAUGGAGGAGGACCUGCGCCGCCUCACCCAGGGCCUGGACACCCUCAAUGGGGUGGUGGCCGGUCUGGAGGAGCGACUCCGCACCUCUCUGCGGGAAGACACCAACAAAUUCCUGGUGUCCCUGAUACCGAGCGCUCCACGCACACCGGACUCCGCGGUGGGAUUCGGGGUGAUCCCUGACGUGGCUCCUGAUGGACUGGAAGGAGGAGAAGGCUUCACUGGGUUUGGAGAUUUGGCGGGACGGGUGACGGAGGUGAAGGAUGAGCUGCGAGCCAAAACGCACAUCUUAGAGGAGAUUCAGGGGAUGGUCCUGGGUCACGACGGCCAGCUGAAGACGCUGCUGGAAGGAGCUCGAGGCCGGCCCGUCCCUCAGCCCGGCUCCACGUUCCACCUGGACGAGAUCCUGGACGCCAAGCUGGCCGGCGUGCGUGCCGAGAUCCUGGACGGCUUCGAGCGGCGCCUCACCGGCAUGGAGAGCCACUGCGACGAGAGGAUCGGGGCGGUGCAGAACCAGUGCCACAGGGAGCACAUGGACGGACGGGACCAGAUGCAGCAGUCUCUGGACGGACGGGAGACCGGGAUCAGGGAGGAGCUGGGCUCUCUGCAGGCCCAGAUCCAGGGUCUGACGCUCACGGAGAGCUGCUGUGGACAGGUGAACAGUCUGUCCCAGCGUGUCCUGCUGCUGGAGGAGUCCGUCAAAGGUCUGACAGAAUCUCAGCGGCAGCUCCAGACGGCCCUCACCGACCAGAGCAUUCACGUGGAGACGCUGAUCGAGACCCGGCUGGUGGACAUAGAGGGCCGCCUCAACGGCACCGAGGGCGGAUCCGAUGGAGCGGCGGGGCUCCCCGGCGGCCUGGACGGCUUCAAGACCCUUCUGGAGGACAAGCUGAAGACCCUGGAGGAGAGAGUGUUCGUGGCCGUGGAGGAGCUGAGCAACGCCACCGCCCCGGCGCUGCUGGAGGGUCACGUGGUCCCGGCGCUGGAGACAGAGAUCGAGUCCGUGAGGAGGAGGGUGGAGGGCGACCUGGACGGCAUCCAGAAACAGCUGAUAGACCUGGAGCUCCUCUGCACCUCCUCUUGCUCGCCGUCAACCCCACCAGCCGGGGAUGUCAGCAUCACCGAGGUGGAGGAGGAUUGCGAGGGGAUGGGGAAGAAGAUGACGGACCGCCUGGACUCUCACUCCAACCAGCUGGACCGCCUCAACACCACCCUGCAGAACCUGCUGUACCACAUCGCCCAGGAGGACUCGGAGGGCAUCGUCCAGGGGGAGAUCACCCUCCUGAAGGUCAACAUCAACUCUGUGAACCGCACCCUGAAGGGCCUCAAGGACUCCCUCCGCUUCAUCGCGAGCGAGGUGGGCACCGCCAACGCCUCCUGGGAGCAGAGGGAGCACCACAUCGUCAACCAGGUCCAGGGCAUCACCAGACUGGUGGGCCACCAGGCCUCCCUGCUGGGGGCCGGGGAGCGGCGGCUGGCCCAGCUGAAGGGGGAGCUGGUGGCCCUGAAGAGGCGGCUCUCCGGGGAGCUGCAGGGCUGCAGGAGCUCGGCGAUAGAGGUGCAGAAGGAGGUGAAGGACGUCGACAGCAGGGUGAGCCACGUGGAGGGCCAGUGCAGCAGCCUGGGGGAGCUGGCGGAGCACCUGGAGAGGAUCCGGGCGGAGCUGGAGAGACACUCGGACUCCUACCUGGCCGAGGUGAACGGCACCUUGGCGGCGCAUUCGGAGCAACUAGCUGAGCUGAAGGGGGAGGUCAAAGACUGCAGCAAGGAGGCGGACAACCAAAAAUGAGACCAGUAGCAUCGGAGCUACAGAUUUAUUUUGCAAAAAGAGACUUAUAUGUGCUUUCCAAUGCUUCUCUCCUCUCUCUCUCUCUUUUGAAUCCCAUCUGCACAGAUGCAAAAUAACUGAACCGGUGAAAAGUCAUUUCCCAUCGCCCCCCCGAAAUGUUCCGGGUAUUUAGUUUAGUGAAGUGAGGAGAGGAAGACUCAGAAUACAAAGACACACCUUUGGCUGCAUAGCUGGACAAUAUUUCCCCCUUGAGAUUUUAUUCCAUCGGGCAUUUUUUUCCUCUGAUCAUGAUUGUUUUGUUUCCACAUUUUACCUUUUUUUUUUAACUUAUAUGAAGUGAAUGCAUUGUUAUGAUGUUAAGCUGUUUAUAUUAGAGAGAUGAUUAAACAAAGUGGAUGAUAUGGGACUAAUACGCUGCUACGGGUUUCUACUGACACGUUGACAUCCUCCGUGUGGACGCUUGUCUGGUACUGUACAUCAACUGGGUGCUAUUUUACGUUUUGUUUGUAAACUUCUGUUUUACACGUGUUUAAAAAAAACCAACAACAUGUAUUUCUGCUUCGACGGUUGUGUUUGUUUUUCUGCCACAUUGCUUCAUGGAAGUUCCAAAGCUCACCACUAGGGGUCAGUGACAACAUGUUACAUGGCACGGUAGAUUAAAGGAAAUAAAAGCUAAAACACUCCAGGGUGGCAGUGUUCUUCAGACACUUGUUUCAGCAAUGCAUUAAAUUCAAUUAAACUUUAUUGAUACCUGUAAGGGGAGGUGCAUGUAGGAGCUCGUCUGUGGAGUUAUUGUUGUUGGAUGGUCAGCAAUCCCACAUUUCUUUGUGUUUUUUUAUUA